Messenger RNA from Polypterus senegalus (gray bichir), 2374 nucleotides. It is a transcript of the gene dus4l, whose product is annotated as dihydrouridine synthase 4-like (S. cerevisiae). The record is from RefSeq and is a predicted model, not a curated record. Gene Ontology annotation, biological process: tRNA processing. NCBI's taxonomy places the organism in Eukaryota, Metazoa, Chordata, Cladistia, Polypteriformes, Polypteridae. Gene Ontology annotation, molecular function: tRNA dihydrouridine synthase activity; flavin adenine dinucleotide binding. The coding region runs from base 548 to 1534 and encodes 328 amino acids. The transcript has 8 exons.
UGUCAGGCCAUUGAGAUGGUCUUAUGACAUUGUAGUUUUUUAGGUAAUUUUUUUAUAAGCUUCAGCUGUGAGAAGCUUUACACUGCACAAACUAUAGUUAUGAUGUAGUGGCUGCAAUUCUGAGACAAUCCGGGGUAACUUCCAUUUCUUGUGCCAGUGCUUUCCCUUCGAGGCCAGUCAGGUCUUUGUAGUGUAACCACCAGGACCAUUUUUUGGGGGGACAACAGACACUGUGUUUGUAUAGUGCAAAAUGUGUCCUGCGUAAUGUCCCCUUAGAGUGUAUGUAUUAGGUAAAAAUCCCAGGUGGUGUAUUGGCCACAUUCUCCCAGCUGCAGUGCCAGUACUCCUAUCUCCAAGACCUCUUCUCCUCAGGUUCACUUUUUCAACUUAAUACCAAGUGGGUAGCGGCAAUGACAGGAGUAACCUACCUGGACUCUGUCGCUCACUGCACCCGAGUUGGCUGUCACUCACCCUGCAGCACCGCGCUUCAAGAGGAGGAGGAGGGGACUAGGACCCAUCUGUGUGUCUGUUUGUCAGGCUGCACGUCAUGUGGGAAGACCCUGGUGAAUGCAAAGAGGACAUUCUAAUGAAUACAACAAAUCAAGCUGAGCUAUUCCAGCCAGGAUGUGUUCUGAAAAUCUGUGCUCCCAUGGUACGCUAUUCAAAAUUAGCAUUCAGGAUGCUGGUUCGCAAAUAUGACUGUGACCUCUGCUUCACUCCAAUGAUAAUUGCAGCGGAUUUUGUCAGAUCUGUCAAAGCGAGAGACAGUGAAUUCACAACAAGUAAAGCUGACCGCCCUCUGAUUGUGCAGUUUGCUGCAAAAGACCCUCUUAUCCUUGCUAAUGCUGCCACCAUAGUAGCACCAUUUGCCAAUGGAAUUGAUUUGAACUGUGGAUGCCCCCAAAGGUGGGCAGUGUCAGAUGGUUAUGGUGCUUGCCUCAUCAAUAACCCAGAACUGGUCAGAGACAUGGUGAGGCAGGUCAGGAACCAAGUUUGUAUUCCUGAGUUUUCUACUUCAAUCAAAAUAAGAAUCCAUAGAGAUAUCAGAGCAACUGUUGACCUUUGCCGGAAAGCCGAGUCUGCUGGAGUGUCCUGGAUAACUGUCCAUGGAAGAACAACAGAGGAACGACAUCAGCCAGUGCAUUACGAUGCAAUAAAGACAGUAAAAGAAAGUGUAUCCAUUCCUGUUGUGGCUAAUGGUGAUAUAAGAAGUCUCAGAGAUGUAGAAGACAUUCAUCUGUUAACAGGAGUUGAUGGUGUAAUGGCGGCAAGAGGUCUGUUAGCAAAUCCUGCCAUGUUUGCCGGAAGUGAAGAUACACCACUGGAGUGUGUUUGGGACUGGGUUGACAUUGCUAUGAAGCAUGGGACUCCAUUCACUUGUUUUCACCACCAUUUAAUGUACAUGUUGGAGAAAAUUACCUCACAGCAGGAAAAAAAAGUUUUUAAUUCAUUAUCAAGCACAGCAGGGGUUAUAGAUUACUUGUUGGAGAACUACAGUGUGUGUAGGACACUCUCUUUUCUGCUGUCACUGUAACAAGUGAAUGUGUAUGUGCACACAGACAAGCCAUGGAAAGGUAAGACCUUACCCUACAUAUAAAAAGUGAUGCCAGCAUCAAUGAAGUCCUCUAGAUUACAUGAAUUUAAUAAUUGGCCAGAAUGUUCUUACUCCAUGGCCAUGAAAGGCAUGUAGCAGUAUUUUUUUUUUGUGUGUGUGUGUGUCAAGUACAUCUCGCUGGCUGCUUCACAAAUAAUACUAUUAAUCCGUCUCUUUUUAAGCUGCUUUUUCAUUGUUUUGGAAAGCAACAUCCUGUCUAGUCAGACAGGAUACAAUAUGGUAAAUUGCCUGAACACUAGUCUUUGCCUUAGAAAAACCACCACUGAUCACCAGUAGAAAACCCGAGCAAAGCACCAAUAAUUGUUGGGGUUCCAGCCAAUAGUCCCAUUUAAUUAUUUUAAACAAAAGGGUGCACAAAGUCACAACAAAAAAGACACUGGUCAAAAAAAAUCAGUCCAUACAUAGUUCACUAAUGUUGUCUUUAGUUCUCAGAUCUCAUAUUAGAACUUGUUCAUUAUUGACUCCUAAUCGUAAAUGAGAUGGCAUCUUUCAGUGUCAUCCAUUUUUAUGGCUGGGCGGGAGACUGCUCUAGUCGUCACGAUCGGGGUGACCCAGUGCAUGCCCUCACUGGGUAUUUACUCAUGCUGUGGGAGAAAGAAAAGACACCAUUAGCGACAACAUCUACUCUUAUCCUGCAGUGGUAUCACUUAACAUCAGUUGAGGUUGGAAGAUGAUCCCCAGUGACACAUACAUCCAUCCAUUAUCCAACCCGCUAUAUCCUAACUACAGGGUCACGGGGGUCUGCUGGAGCCAGACAGG